GAACCUGGUGCGUCGACGCACCGGGCCCGGCCGGGAGCAGCGCCCCGCGCGGCAGCCGUCCUUCGGCGGCUCCGGGGCACCGGGCCGGACUUGCGGCUAUGGCCUCGGCUGCUGUGGAGAGCUUCGUGACCAAGCAGUUGGACCUGCUGGAGCUCGAGAGAGACGCGGAGGUCGAGGAGCGCAGGUCCUGGCAGGAAAAUGUCUCUCCGAAAGAACUCCAGAGCCGAGGCGUCUGUUUGCUGAAGCUGCAGGUAUCCAGCCAGCGGACCGGGCUGUACGGACGGCUGCUGGUCACCUUUGAGCCCAGGAGAUGCAUGUCUGCAGCUGUGCUUCCCAGUAACAGCUUUACUUCCGGCGACAUCGUGGGUCUGUAUGAGGACAGCGGGCAGCUGGCCACUGGGAUCUUGACCCGGGUCACCCAGAAAUCGGUCACCGUGGCCUUUGACGAGUCCCACGAUUUCCAGUUGAGUUUGGACCGAGAGCGUUCCUACCGACUGUUAAAACUUGCCAACGACAUCACUUAUAAGCGACUGAAAAAAGCUCUGAUUACCCUAAAGAAGUAUCACUCUGGCCCCGCGUCCUCGCUCAUAGAGGUCCUCUUUGGCGGAUCAGACCUCAGCCCUGCCAGUGAGAUACCCCCACUGACCUUCUACAACACCACCCUGGACGCCUCUCAGCAGGAAGCGGUGCUGUUCGCGCUGACCCAGAAGGAACUCGCCAUCAUCCAUGGGCCUCCCGGCACCGGGAAGACCACCACUGUGGUCGAGAUCAUUCUCCAAGCUGUGAAACAGGGCUCGAAGGUGCUGUGCUGCGCCCCCUCUAACAUCGCCGUGGACAACCUGGUGGAGCGGCUGGCCGGGUGGAAGCAGAGGCCCCUGCGCCUGGGGCACCCCGCGCGGCUCCUGGAGGCUGUCCAGCGGCACUGCCUGGACGCGGUCCUGGCGCGGGGCGACGGCGCCCGCAUUGUGGCCGACAUCCGGAAGGACAUCGACCAGGUCCUGGCGAAAAACAAAAAGACGCAGGAUAAGAGAGAGAAAAGUAAUUUUCGAGAUGAAAUCAAGCUGUUAAGGAAGGAGCUGAAGGAGAGGGAGGAGGCAGCCAUGCUGGAGAGCCUGGCUGCGGCCCAUGUGGUCCUGGCGACAAACACAGGUGCCUCUUCGGACGGCCCCCUGAAGCUGCUGCCGGACGGCCACUUCGACAUGGUGGUCAUUGACGAGUGUGCCCAGGCCCUGGAGGCCAGCUGCUGGAUCCCCCUGCUGAAGGCCAGGAAGUGCGUCCUGGCUGGAGACUACGAACAGCUGCCCCCCACGAUCAUCUCCCACAAGGCGGCGCAGGCGGGGCUGUCGCUGAGCCUGAUGGAGCGCCUGGCGGAGGAGCGCGGCGCCAGGGCCGUGCGGAUGCUGACCGUGCAGUACCGCAUGCACCAGGCCAUCGCGCGCUGGGCCUCGGAGGCCCUGUACCACGGGCAGCUCACAGCCCACCCUUCCGUGGCCGGGCAUCUCCUGCGGGAUCUCCCGGGGGUGGCUGCCACAGAGGAGACGGCCACCCCCCUGCUGCUGGUGGACACGGCCGGCUGCGGGCUGUUCGAGCUGGAGGACGAGGACGAGCAGUCGCGAGGGAACCCCGGUGAAGUGCGCCUCGUCAGUCUGCACGUCCAGGCGCUGGUGGACGCCGGUGUCCAGGCCGGCGACAUUGCUGUCAUCACGCCGUACAACCUGCAGGUGGACCUGCUCAGACAGAGCCUCGCGCACAGGCACCCCGAGCUCGAGGUUAAGUCAGUCGACGGCUUCCAGGGCCGAGAGAAGGAGGCUGUGAUCCUGUCCUUCGUCAGAUCCAACAGGAAAGUCUCUGCUCCCCGUGCGUGCCCUGGCUCACGAGCAGGUGAAGUUGGCUUCCUCGCCGAGGACCGGCGCAUCAACGUGGCCGUCACCCGUGCCCGGCGCCACCUGGCCAUCGUCUGUGAUUCCCGUACUGUUAACAACCACGCCUUCCUGAAGACCCUGGUGGAUUACUUCACAGAGCAUGGGGAGGUGCGCACAGCCUUUGAGUAUCUCGAUGACAUCGUCCCUGAGAACUACUCCCACGAGGGUGCUCAGGGCCAUGGCCAGGCGGGCGCGAAGCCCCGGGGCUCUGCCGCGACGGCCAGGAAGGCUCCUGGGAGCAGGCAGCCUGCGGGGGCCAGGCUGGGCCGGAAGAACCCGGGCGCGGUGCCUCUGGGCUCUGAGACCCAGCCUCAGCCCAGCCUUAGCGGAGGUGGCCGGGAGUCGGCAGGGAGCAGAGACAACGCAGAGCACUUCAGGGCCACAAUAGCGGAGUUUGUGGUGAGUGAGAAGACGCAGCUGGAGUUCCCUGCCUCCCUGAAUUCACACGACAGGAUGCGGGUCCAUCAGAUCGCGGAGGAGUACGGGCUGAGGCACGACAGCGCUGGCGAGGGGAAGGAGCGGUUCAUCACUGUCAGCAAGAGGGUCCCGCUGGCCCUCGUGGCUCCAGCACCCCCUGCAGGGCCCAGCGGCAAAGCCCCUCUCUGUCCAGAGCCCCCCAGCCCCGAGCAGACGGAGCCCCCCGUUGGGGAGCAGAGCAGCUGGGGCCAGCCGGACCUGAAGGCGCUGCACUUGGAGCGACUGCAGAGGGCAGGCAGCCGGCAGGAGCAGCAGGCCAGGGAGGGACCGCGGGCCAUGGCCUCUGGGCCACGGAAGUUACCAGAAAAGAAGAAGAAAGAAGCAAAAGCAUGCGCUCAGCUCCCCGAGGGCCUCGUGCAGGGCCCGGCAGGACCGACGGCCAUAGAUCUGCCCGCUGAGGACGACUUUGAUGCCCUGGUCUCGGCCGUCGUCAAGGCUGACAACACCUGCGGCCUGGCCAAGUGCAGAGCCAGCGUCGUGACCCUGGGCCAGCUGUGCCUACACUGCAGCCGCCGCUACUGCCUCAGCCACCACCUGCCCGAGGUCCACGGCUGCGGGGAGAGGGCUCGCGCCCACGCGCGGCAGAGGGUCAGCCGGGAAGGCGUCCUCUACGCCGGCAGUGGCACCAAGGACAGGUCCCUGGACCCCGCCAAGAGGGCCCAGCUGCAGAGGAGGCUGGACAAGAAGCUGGACGAGCUGACUGGCCAGCGGAGGAGCAAGAGGAAGGAGAAGGGGAAGUGAGGGCCGGCGCCCCACCGCCUCCACACCUCUGUGUCUGCAGCUGCGGCCGCGGGGCGAGCGGGGCUGCCCGCAGUGGCUCUGUCCCUGGCGGCUGCUCCUGGCCACAGUGUUGCCACCAGACCCACGCCAUCCCCCCCGGCCACGGGAGGACCCGCGAUGAGCUUCUCUGACGUGACAGGUUGUGGCAGAGAGGCCGGGGACACACAGCAGGGCCAGUGGCCGCUCCUCAGGGCUGUGAUUGGGGUGGCCUGGGAGGGCUGCGUCCCCUUCCUCCCUCCCGCCCUGACUGUUGCCUGAGAUGCCACCCUCUGAGUCACGGGCUGCUGCCACCAGGGUUGGGCAAUUUCUGUUCCCUUUGACACGUGCCUGGGCCUCAAACACUGUAAAAGUGAUGUCCUCGUGGUCCUGGGCUGGCCAGCUUUCUGCCUGUCAGGGGAGAGAGGGCGCGGGGUGACAUCUUAGAGCUGGCACUUCUCCUGUGUGUCCCCAUGCACGGCUCACCCCUUGUUGGGGCUGUGACUUCACGAGGCCGUUUUCUGUCUCUGUUUCCUGGUGGCUGCAGUGACCCCACAGCUCUGGAGGUCACCCCUGGGGGAGGUUUACGAAGGUUCCUUGGCUGACGCCCGCCCAUCCUUGGCAGUUCCCAUGAUGGUCUCGGGAAAGAGCCGCCCCAGAGCUCUGCUGAGCCCGCAGACCUAGAGCCCCCAGAGGUGUCCUCCCGAGUCCCUUGUUGCAGAAAAUCUCAGGUGGAUGUAUUAUUUUAUGUGUUUCAAAGGAAUAUAAAUUAUUUAAAAAUUAAAUAAAAAUAGGUACACACG
Molecule: messenger RNA, 3958 nt
Organism: Hippopotamus amphibius kiboko
Lineage: Eukaryota; Metazoa; Chordata; Mammalia; Artiodactyla; Hippopotamidae
Gene: IGHMBP2
Product: immunoglobulin mu DNA binding protein 2
Exons: 16
Coding region: 99-3140 (1013 amino acids)
Molecular function (GO): 5'-3' DNA helicase activity; DNA binding; ATP hydrolysis activity
Source: RefSeq, a predicted model, not a curated record